Oncorhynchus mykiss (rainbow trout) is the source of this 1332-nucleotide messenger RNA. The record is from RefSeq and is a predicted model, not a curated record. NCBI's taxonomy places the organism in Eukaryota, Metazoa, Chordata, Actinopteri, Salmoniformes, Salmonidae.
AAGAGUUUCACUACCUAAAGUCACACAGACCCAGGACAGUGCAGGAGGAAGACACAGCUAUAGAUGUAUAUUAGAGUUGAGGUUAGAUGUAGAAGUUACUGUAUUUUAUCAGCAGUGUGUUAAGAUGUCAGAGGGAGUCUAUGAAAACCCAGAUGGAUUUAAUGACGAUGAGCCUGAUGCAAUGAAGAACACAGACAUUGAUGGCCAAUCAUAUGCCAACGUAAGAGCCUUCAAGCCCAGUCCAAGAGAUGGAGUUGGUGCUUCAGUACCUGUGUCCACAGAGCCUGAUAGCUCAGGGAAGAGACCCUUCCUAGUUGCUGCAGUGUGUCUGGGGCUGCUGUGUGUUCUACUGGCUGGGAUCAUAGGCCUGUCUGUCUACUAUUAUGGGGUCUCUAAGAGCUUCUUAGCCUAUAAGACCAACUCAUCUGCAGUGAUAGAACAGCUACAGACCAGCUACAACAACCUGACUAAAGAGAGAGACCAGAUACAGACCAGUUACAACACAAUGACUAAAGAGAGAGAAUACCUACAGACCAGCAACAACAACCUGACUAAAGAGAGAGACCAGCUACAGACCAGUUACAACACCAUGACUAAAGAGAGAGACCAGCUACAGACCAGUUACAACACCAUGACUAAAGAGAGAGACCAGCUACAGACUGAGAGAGAUUUUCUUAACUGGAGGCUUACCAAUCUCAGCUGGCAGAAGUUUGAAUCCAGUUGGUACUUCCUGUCUACUGAGUCCAAAACCUGGAAGGAGAGCAGAAAGGACUGUUUGAAGAGAGGAGCAGACCUGGUGAUCAUAAACAGUGAUAAGGAACAGACUUUUCUCUUCAACCUCAAGAAGAGAGUCUGGAUUGGUCUGACUGACUCUGUUAAGGAGGGGACCUGGAAAUGGGUGGACGGCACCCCACUGACCACGAGGUACUGGAAUGACAAGCAGCCUGAUAGUAAAGAUCCUACUGGGGAGGAGGACUGUGUUGAGAUACAUACAGAUUGGACUCCACUUAAGGCAUGGAAUGACAUGUCAUGUGACAGGAAACUCAACUGGAUUUGUGAGAAAGUGUUUUAACAUCACCAUGACAACGUACUAUAACACAUACAGCAGUUUAUAGUUUACACAACUUUAUUCUUCAUUCUCUCUCUCUCUCUCUCUCUCUCUCACACACACUCACACACACACACACACUCUCUCUCUCUCUCUCUCUAUCACACUUACACACAUUUUCACACACACCCGCACACACACAUACAUGCAGGUACACACACGCAUUCAAAUGCACCUAUUGUUGUAAUAGUUUGUUGUAUCAUAUUAAUAAAAUUCCUACUUUU